UGUCACAAGGUCACACACACAAGGUUCUUUCGAAUCCAACGAGGUCAUCGAUAUCGAUCGUGAGUCCAUACAAUGAAAUUGUUGCGGAGUUUAUCUUUAGCCAAUUAACCAAUACCAUGCUCCAGACUCCAGUCUGAGCCGCAUCCUACCACUCCCUUGACAACUUGAAGUGCAAUAAGUAAUGUUUGCUGCGCCCAUCGGACACGGGGCCGCCGCAUCGGCAAACAACGUCACCGCAAACGCGGAGUCUGAUGUCGAAGAUGAAAUCUCAUGCAACGAGGUUGAUCAGGACGGAGCUCCUACCGAGGCAGACAUAAUGACUGUCACAGCGGAGCUCGUCUUUAACGAGAUGCCAAGUCAUCUGAUAUACAUUUAUGACGACUAUGAAACUACGACACUUAUUGAUCGCGAGACUCUGGUGGAUCUGUUCCGUCCGGAAUUGAUCAGAGUCUGCAAGGACCUUGUUUCCAAAGACAAACUUCAUGACGUAGUCAGGCAGAAUCUGAAAUAUGCAGCCCUUUCUCAUAGAUGGCUCAGCGUCGGGGAACCAACAUUUCAGGAGAUGUCCGCAGAAAGGAACCAUCAGUCUACAAGGCCUGGGUUUAUCAAACUCCGUAACUUCUGCCAGAAAGCAAGGGAGUACGGCUGUCGUCUCGCUUGGUCAGACACUUGCUGUAUCGACAAGAGAAGCAGUGCGGAGCUCGAUGAGGCCAUCAGGGCUAUGUUCAAGUGGUACAGGAACGCAGAGAUAUGUAUAGUUUUUCUUGCAGACUCUUCGUCCAUCUCGGACUUUCCGGAGGAAGUAUGGUUCCAACGCGGUUGGACACUCCAGGAGCUUCUUGCCCCUCCACGAAUCAAGUUCUAUGGCAGGAAUUGGGAUGAACUCAGCCGUUCGCGUAAUGACAAGGAAGGCCAUUCCAUGUUAGAAGCUCUUUCUCAGGUGACGGGAAUAUCCCGCCAGAAUUUGCUAUAUUUCAGUCCGGGGUUAGUCGAUGUUCGCGAGAAGAUGAUCUGGGCAUCCAAGCGGAGGACAACAAGGAUUGAAGACAUCGCUUAUUCCUUGAUUGGAAUUCUUAACAUCAGCCUUAGUGUGGCCUAUGGGAAAGGAGAGCGGGCAUUCCGCCGCCUGAUGGAGGCCAUCAUGCAGGCUUGUCGUGAAUGGCAGAUAUUGGCAUGGGCUGGUCCUCAUUCCUCAUUCCAAGCCAGCAUUCCCCGUUCUCCUCUGGCGUACUGUGCUUUUGACGAAGCAUCCGCCAAUAUACUUUUACCAGAUCGCUAUAUAAUGGAUCGUCCCUCCAAGCUUGGCGAUCCUUUUUUUACGAUGACGAAGAGAGGUUUGGAGCUUGAAGUCAUUCUGGUGGAGAUGAUGCUACAACAACCCGCACCACGACAGCCAGGAGGAACACGGAAAAAAACUCAAGUUAUCCGCCUCAUCUCUGACUCUGCGAGCUUCUAUGACGUCACAGCCCAGUGCGACAUGACCUUUCUACCAUUCUCGCAGUGGGCGAUCGCUAUCGUGAACUACAAAGCUGAUGAAUCUGGAAAGCGCGGUGGUAUCGGAAAACUCAACCCCACAAGUGACUACCUUUGCUUCGUACUUGGGUCUAGUAUUCAUAGUGCGUAUGGGGGGUGGCAGAAGGUUGAGACGCAAAAAAUUGUGACAAUUCGUACCAAGAGGGAGGUGUACCAACAAGUUACGACAGUGUGGCUUUAACCUUCUACCCGCUCACUCCUCGU
Messenger RNA from Suillus subaureus, 1737 nucleotides. RefSeq names its product heterokaryon incompatibility protein-domain-containing protein. Bases 182 to 1714 code for a protein of 510 amino acids. NCBI's taxonomy places the organism in Eukaryota, Fungi, Basidiomycota, Agaricomycetes, Boletales, Suillaceae. The record is from RefSeq and is a predicted model, not a curated record. The transcript has 2 exons.